UAAGUUCAACUUUGAGGUUAUGUUUAUGUCAACAAAAAAAUUAAUAGUAGUUUCCUAAUCAAUUUUACAUUAAAAAAAAAAACAAACAAAAGUCCUUAUACAUAAACAUAAUGGAAGAGUCAAAAGAAUCGUCCCAAAAACGCUGGUCGCAUUUAAGAAAAGUCCUGGAGAGACCCGGUCCGUUUAGCCAUCCGGAAUUCGAACCCUCCCCGGAAAUUUUAGAUUUCAUAUUGUCCACCUGCAAAGUCCUAAUUAUCGGGGCCGGCGGUUUGGGCUGCGAACUGCUAAAAGACUUGGCAAUGAUGGGGUUCAAGCACAUCCAUAUUAUCGAUAUGGACGUUAUAGAUUUAUCGAAUUUAAAUAGGCAGUUUCUGUUUCGCCACAAGGAUAUUGGUGUGUCCAAAGCUGAGGUGGCCGCAAAAUAUGUAAACACAAGGAUUCAAGGGUGUCAAGUUAUACCUCAUUAUUGUCCGAUUCAAGAAAAAGAUGAAGAAUUUUAUAGACAAUUCCAUGUAAUCGCUUGUGGGUUAGAUUCAGUGCCUGCAAGACGAUGGAUUAAUGGGAUGGUUGUUUCUUUAUUAAAUUAUGAUGAGAAUGGUGCUUUAGAUCAAUCUAGUGUAAUUCCUUUAGUUGAUGGAGGCACAGAAGGGUUUAAAGGUAACGCCAGGGUGAUUUUACCAGGCAUGACUGCUUGUGUAGAAUGUACCCUGGACUUAUACCCUCCUCAGGUCACUUACCCCCUUUGCACUAUUGCCAACACACCCAGAUUGCCCGAGCAUUGCAUUGAGUACAUUAAAGUGGUACUAUGGCCAAAAGAAAACCCAUUUGGGGUCUCUCUGGACGGCGACGAUGCCCAACACCUCACAUGGGUCUAUGAAAAAGCUUUUGAAAGGGCUCAGCAAUUCAAUAUACAGGGUGUGACCUUUAGGCUUGUCCAAGGGGUAGUUAAAAAUAUAAUUCCAGCUGUAGCGUCAACUAAUGCCGUUAUUGCUGCAGUAUGUGCCACAGAGGUGUUCAAACUGGCGACAAGUUGUUGCAGCCCCAUGAAUAACUUUAUGGUGUUCAAUGAUGUCGAUGGGAUAUACACUUACACAUAUGAAGCAGAAAAGAAGGAAAAUUGCACUGUAUGCUCGAAUAUUCCCCAGUUGGUUACUAUAGAGGACCCAUAUAAAAUGAAACUGAAAGAUUUAAUUGAGCAUUUGUGUGAAGAUCCUAAGUUUCAAAUGAAAAACCCCGGAUUAACUACCACAGUGGAGGGCAAAAGUAAAACUUUAUAUAUUCCAACAAUAAAAGCCAUCGAAGAGAGAACCAGGGAGAACUUAAGUAAAUCUUUAAUAGAAUUAGGUUUGAAGGAUGGGCAAGAGUUGGUGGUUGCAGACACAACCACUCCCACCUCGGUUAUCUUGAAGCUAGUUUAUUCAAUUGGGGAUGUAGAAAUGAGUUAAUUAAAUAAAUAAAUAAAUUGUUUAAAAUUGCA
Anthonomus grandis grandis is the source of this 1477-nucleotide messenger RNA. It is a transcript of the gene Uba3, whose product is annotated as NEDD8-activating enzyme E1 catalytic subunit. NCBI's taxonomy places the organism in Eukaryota, Metazoa, Arthropoda, Insecta, Coleoptera, Curculionidae. The record is from RefSeq and is a predicted model, not a curated record. Gene Ontology annotation, biological process: protein neddylation. The transcript is spliced from 6 exons. Gene Ontology annotation, cellular component: cytoplasm; nucleus. Bases 111 to 1445 code for a protein of 444 amino acids. Gene Ontology annotation, molecular function: NEDD8 activating enzyme activity.